This is a messenger RNA of Thyridium curvatum, 3240 nucleotides long. RefSeq lists its product as uncharacterized. Gene Ontology annotation, molecular function: aminoacyl-tRNA deacylase activity; isoleucine-tRNA ligase activity; ATP binding. The record is from RefSeq and is a predicted model, not a curated record. The coding region runs from base 1 to 3240 and encodes 1079 amino acids. The transcript has 3 exons. NCBI's taxonomy places the organism in Eukaryota, Fungi, Ascomycota, Sordariomycetes, Thyridiales, Thyridiaceae. Gene Ontology annotation, biological process: isoleucyl-tRNA aminoacylation.
AUGUCUAUCGACUUCCCCAAGACGGAAGUCGAGACCAUCGAGAGAUGGAGGGAUAUCCAGGCUUUUGAGAGACAGGUUCAACUCUCCGAAGGCCGACCGCUCUACACUUUCUACGAUGGACCGCCUUUUGCGACCGGCCUUCCCCAUUACGGCCAUUUGCUUGCCUCGACUAUCAAGGACAUCAUCCCGCGGUACUGGUCCAUGAAGGGCUUCCACGUCGAGCGACGCUUUGGUUGGGAUACACACGGCCUCCCCAUCGAGCACGAGAUUGACAAAAAGUUCGGCAUCACUGGCAAGGCUGCCGUCAUGGAGAUGGGUCUCGACAAGUACAACGAGGAGUGCCGGUCCAUUGUCAUGCGCUUCCGAGAGGAGUGGAGGCACACCAUUGAGCGGCUGGGUCGAUGGAUUGACUUCGACAACGACUACAAGACCAUGGAUCCCACCUUCAUGGAGUCCGAGUGGUGGGUCUUCAAGCAGCUCUUCGACAAGGGACAAGUCUACAAGGGAUUCCGCGUCAUGCCUUACUCCACGGCCCUCACGACUGCCCUGAGCAACUUUGAGGCCAAUCAGAACUAUCAGGAUGUCAACGACCCUGCUGUCGUCGUCUCGUUCCCUCUCAAGAACGACCCCGAGACGCACCUCUUGGCUUGGACGACUACGCCUUGGACCCUGCCGUCGAACUUGGCUCUCGCUGCCCACCCUGACUUCGAAUACGUCAAGAUCCAUGACGAGAAAUCGGGCAAGAACUACAUCUUGUUGGAGAAGCUCUUGACAACGCUCUACAAGGAUCCCAAGAAGGCCAAAUUCAAGAUUGUCGAGAAGCUCAAGGGAACGGCUAUGGCCGGCUGGCAGUACGAACCCCUCUUCAACUACUUCUACGAGGAAUUCAAGGACACCGCUUUCCGUGUCGUGAACGCAGAGUAUGUGACAGCCGAUAGCGGUGUGGGCAUCGUCCACCAAGCACCAGCUUUCGGUGAGGACGAUUACAACGUGGCGCUCAAGGCUGGUUACAUCAACGAGAACGUACCGCCCCCGGACCCGGUUGAUGACGCUGGUAAAUUCACCGACAAGGUGUCUGAUUUUGCUGGCAUGCAUGUCAAGGAGGCCGACAAGCACAUUAUCAAGCACCUGAAGAACGCCGGAAGGCUGGUGGUGGAUUCGCAGUUGAAGCACUCGUACCCUAUGUGCUACCGCUCAGAUACCCCUUUGAUUUACCGCGCGGUUCCUUCUUGGUUUGUUCGCAUCACAAACAUUGUCCCCAAGAUGCUGGAGAACAUUGAGCAGCAGCACUGGGUUCCCAGCUUCGUCAAGGAGAAGCGCUUUGCCGCCUGGAUCGCCAACGCCCACGACUGGAACGUGAGCCGCAACCGAUACUGGGGUACUCCGAUCCCACUGUGGAUCAGCGACGACGGAGAAGAGCGUGUCUGUGUCGGCAGCAUCGAGGAACUGCGCGAGCUCAGUGGUUUCCAGGGUGACCUGAGCGACAUCCACCGCGACAAGAUCGACCAUAUCACCAUCCCCAGCAAGCAGGGCAAGGGCCAGCUGAAGCGAGUUGAGGACGUCUUUGACUGCUGGUUCGAGUCAGGCAGCAUGCCUUACGGCAGCCAGCACUAUCCGUUCGAGAACGUGGACAAAUUCGAGAAGGCGUUCCCCGGUGACUUCAUUGCCGAGGGUUUGGAUCAGACCAGAGGUUGGUUCUACACCCUCCUGGUGCUGGGCACCCACCUGUUCGGUGUUCCGUCCUUCAAGAACUGCGUCGUGAACGGCAUUGUACUCGCAGAAGACGGCAAGAAGAUGUCGAAGCGUCUCAAGAACUACCCGCCCCCCGACCUGGUCAUGGACAAGUACGGUUCUGACGCGCUUCGGUUGUACCUCAUCAACUCGCCUGUCGUCCGCGCCGAGCCCCUGCGCUUCAAGGAGACUGGUGUGAAGGAGGUCAUCCAGAAAGUCCUCUUGCCCCUGUGGAACAGUUACAAGUUCUUCGAGGGCCAGGUCGCCCUGCUCAAGAAGGUCGAGAAGGUGGACUACAUGUGGAAUCCCAAGGAGGAGGCCAACAACACCAACGUCAUGGACAAGUGGAUUCUUGCUAGUUGCCAAAGCCUGCUGCAGUUUGUGAACCAGGAGAUGGAGGGUUAUAGAUUGUACACGGUCGUGCCGCGACUCCUGGGACUUCUGGACAAUACCACCAACUGGUAUAUUCGGUUCAAUAGGAAACGUCUCAAGGGCGAGAACGGCGUUGACGACACGCUGCAUGCCCUCAACACCCUUUUCGAGGUUCUCUACACUCUGUGCCGAGGACUUGCUCCCUUUACCCCCUUCCUCACCGACCACAUCUACCUGAAGCUGCUGCCUUUCAUCCCCAAGGAACAGCGCGCUGAAGACCCCCGCAGCGUCCACUUCCUGCCCUUCCCUACCGUCCGCGAGGAGCUGUUCAACCCCGAUGUUGAACGCAGGGUCGAGCGUAUGCAGACUGUCAUUGAGCUGGGUCGCCUGUCACGCGAGAGGAGGACCAUUGGUUUGAAGACGCCGCUCAAGACCCUGGUCGUCAUUCACCGUGAGCAACAAUACUUGGACGACGUCAAGUCGCUCGAGUCAUACAUCUGCGAGGAGCUCAACAUUCGUGACCUUGUUCUGACUACGGAUGAGGCUAAAUACAAUGUUCAGUACACUGCCAAUGCCGACUGGCCCGUGUUGGGCAAGAAGCUGAAGAAGGACAUGGCCAAGGUCAAGAAGGGUCUGCCCCUGUUGACCAGCGACGAGGUGCGGGGCUACCUGCUGAACAGGGAGAUUGUCGUCGACGGUAUCCACCUCGGUGAGGGCGACCUGGUCGUCAAGCGCGUCAUCAAGGAGGAUGAAUCCUCCAGGAACCUCGAGACCAACACGGACAGCGACGUGCUGACCAUUCUGGAUGCCGAGAUCUACCCCGAGCUCGCUCAUGAGGGUGUGGCCAGAGAGAUCAUCAACCGUGUGCAGCGCCUGCGCAAGAAGGCCAACCUUCAGCCGACGGACGACAUCAUCAUGGAGUACAAGGUGCUUGCGGACCCGGAGAACAUUGGCCUGGCCGAGGUGUUUGAGACGCAGUCCAGGAUGCUGGAGAAGGCGCUGCGGAGGCCGAUGGACAAGCACGAGGUGACCCACGUGGAGGGUGAGAUCCCUGAGGGCAAGCAGGAGGGCAUCAUUGCCGAGGAGAUGCAGGAGGUGCAGAAGGCUACCUUCCUGCUCAGGCUACUGCAUCUGUAG